Messenger RNA from Pseudophryne corroboree (corroboree frog), 4498 nucleotides. RefSeq names its product coiled-coil domain containing 185 (gene CCDC185). Lineage: Eukaryota; Metazoa; Chordata; Amphibia; Anura; Myobatrachidae. The transcript is spliced from 2 exons. The coding region runs from base 110 to 1684 and encodes 524 amino acids. The record is from RefSeq and is a predicted model, not a curated record.
CUCCAGCUCCUUAACCGUCCUGAUAUGCGUGCGUGCAGGUCACCCUGGGCAACCGAGAGAAGCGUCUGUCCGAGGCUAGCAACAACGGAAGGCAUACCGAGGGCUAGAGAUGGAGGACGGCAGGCAGUCUCCCUCGCUGCACCUGGACCUCAGUAACUUCCAGGAGUGUGCGGGCAGCCGCUAUGUACUGACCAGCCCCCGGUCCCUGGAAGCCUGUGCCAGGCUGGGGGUGAGGCCCGUGGACCUGCUGCACAAGUCCUAUGCUGAGGUGAGGGAGGAGAACAAGGGGGCUGGGGGCCUGGAGGUCAGUGACCUUUAUGAGGCUCAGGAGAGACAGCGCCUCAGGAAACUGAGGUUGUGCCGAGAGCUGAGGCACCAAAUGCUGGAGAAUGACUAUAAAAUGCCACGGUCUACCCUGUCUGAUCCCCAGAGAGGCCGCCCUCUGCCCACCACCAACGCCUCACUCCGAUGGGCCCCUCAGAACUCCACAGGCAAGAGCCACCGAAGCGGAGGUGAGACCCUGAGGAAAAGCCUGAGUCAUGGUGACCUUCUUCGCCCAGAGGUGGAGGUCAACCGGCUGGCCAGGAAGGUGGAGAGGGACCUCGGGUUGUCUGUUCCUGACAAAGAUAAGAAAAUCGCAGCCCUGAUGUUACUGAAACACCAGGAGGAAGAGAUGUCCAAGCAGAGGAUGCUGCAAGCUGAGCAGGCCUGGGAAGAGCUUCGGAGCAAGGAACGGGCCCUCAGGGCGGCCAUGGGCAAGAGCAGUUCCAUGGACAAGCUGCAGAAUCGCAGGAGAAAACCUGUGAGCUCCAAACAAAACUCAGUCCAUCACAUGCCCAUCCAGAAGAGCAAGAGGUGGAACGCGUUGGGCCAGGAACAAAAGACAGUGCCCAAUGGAGGUUUAGUGAAAGCCAGAUGUGAUAUAGAUAGCAAGGACCGAUUCCAAGAAGCGAUGGACAUAAACACCGGAGAAACUAGUAGCUAUCCUCUGGAAGAACGGAUGAUGCAGGCCAUCACGGCCAAGAUGGUCAAAGACUUCCAGAAUAAGAAGAACAUCCAAGUAAAAAAUGAGUAUGAGAAGCUAAGACAUUCCAGGUUGAAGGAAGAGGUGGACAGCCAGGUGAGAGCGGAGGAGCGUUCCAAGAGGAUGACCAUCCAGCAGAAGGAGCAGAGGUUCCAAGAGCUCUAUGAGCAGAUUGUGGAGGAAAGGAGCAAGGAGUUACAAGAGAGAGCAACAAGGGAAGAGGAGCUGACACUCAUGGCCAAGAUCAGGGCCGAGCAGCAGGAGAAAGAGCAGAUGAAGCACAAGAAGGUGCUGCUUCAGCUCACUGACCAAAAGAUGAAACAGGCAAAAGAUUCUUUAGGGAAAAGUAUACAGAGCAAGGCCGAAAAGACCAAAGAGCUGAACUUCAUCAAGGACAGGGCGCACCGCCUCUUAAUGCAAAAAAUCCAGCAAGAGGAAGACAGCCACAGGAGAGAGGUCGCCCACCUUAUCCGGAUUAAAGACCGAAAAAGUGACCAGCUCCUCAAGGAGAAAGAAGCCACCAUUGAGCAAGGGAGGAGGGUAGCCCAGGCUUCUUUUCAUAUUCGGGAUAAGAUUAGAGAACAGACCAAAAGCAGAACUUUUGACCAAAUGGCUCUGCAGGCGCAAUUAAAUGCAAGUCUUAUGAAAUCUCUCCCUUAACGGUGUUGCUGUUGCUAUCCCUGUGCGAAGCACACUGCUGCUGGCUGUAGAGGAAACCGUUAUCACCUGCAGGAUAUAGAUUCAUUAAAGCCUAAAAGCAUUUAACAGAUGUGACGCUAGUUUUAUAUAGUGUAUUGCAAAGCGACGUUCAGCUGCUUACCCUUAUUUUAAUCACUGCAAAUUGCUUUACAACAUACAAUAUAUCUAUAUUUGUUAUAUAUAUUUUGAAUAUGUUGUAUUCAUAUAGAGAUAAUGAGUGUUACGUACUUCUAUAUACUGGCCUUGAAGAUUCUGGUAGUCAAGGUUACUGAAAGUGUUUUCUUGAGAUACAUCCUAUAGAUCUGUGUAAUAAGAGCAGCUCCUAGAGGCUCCGUGUCAUCAGCGUUGGCAAUACAUUGUUUUUAUGUUCAGGCAGAGCUUUAGGGGUUGUCCAGUAAUAGAUGGCCCAUUGCACAAAAAUACCCAAAGGACUGUUCUGUUGUUGGGGUAAACGCCCCUACAUGGUGCAGCGGCUUAUUCACUUUCUAUAAAGUAUCUGUGUGUAGUCCUGACGGACAUCAUGUUUUUAAGGGUGUGUGAAGGACUGCAGCAUGUCCGAUUGGCCCUUUAGAAGGUGCUUAGUACCGGGUCUGGGACUCCAGGUCGACAACAAAAAGGUCGACACACCUUAGGUCGACGCCAAUUGGUCGACACACCUUAGGUCGGUAUGGACAAAAGGUCGACAUGGAGAAAAGGUCGACAGGAACAAGGUCGACAUGUAAAAAGGUCGACAUGAGUUUUUUAUGUUUUUUUUGGUGUCGUUUUCUUCGUAGAGUGACCGGGAACCCGAAUUAGUGCACCGCGUCCCCUCGCAUGGCUCGCUUUGCUCGCCAUGCUUCGGGCAUGGUGCCUUCGCUCCGCUCCGCUCGGCACACUUUACCGUUCCAAUCGUAGUCCACGUGGAUCGUUAAGUAUGAAAAAGUUCCAAAAAAGAAAAAAAUUGUGAAAAACUCAUGUCGACCUUUUUCCAUGUCGACCUUGUUCCUGUCGACCUUUUGUCCAUGUCGACCUAUUGUCCAUGUCGACCUAAGGUGUCAACCAAUUGGCGUCGACCUAAGGUGUGUCGACCUUUUUGUUGUCGACCUGGAGUCCGGAUACCCUUAGUACCUUAUUCAGGUGUGUUGGCAUACCAAAAAAGCACACGAAUGGGCAAAAUCAUGUCCCUCACUCAGACCGGAUCGCUCGCUAGGGGAUUUUGCAGUCCUGCGUUCGCAUAGUUGCUGCCUACAGGGGAGUGUUAUUUUGCUUUGCAAGCGUGCAAACGCAUGUGCAGCCGAGCUGUACGAAAACUGGACGUCAGGAACCCGCCCUGCAAACGCUUGGUCACGCCUGCAUUUUCCCAACCACUCCCAGAAAACGGUCAUUUGCCACCCACAAGCACCUUCUUCCUGUCACCUUGCGAUCGCCCGUGCGAAUGGAUUCUUUGUACAGACCCAUCGCUGAGCGGCGAUCCGCUUUGUACCCGUGCGAUGCGCCUGCACAUUGCGGUGCAUACGCAUGCACAGUUCUGACCUGAUCGCAGGACUGCAAAAAACGCUAGCGAGCGAUCAGGUCUGAAUCACCCCCCCAUGUGCACUGCAGGUGGGGCAGAUGUAACACGUGCAGAGAGAGUUAGAUUUGGGUGGGGUGUGCUCAAACUGAAAUCUAAAUUGCAGUGUAAAAAUAAAGCAGCCAGUAUUUACCCUCACAGAAACAAUAUAACCCACCCAAAUCUAAAGGGCCCUACACACUCGGUGAUGCGCCGCCGAGGUGCCCGACGGCCGGUACGUGACGGAGUUUCUUCACUCCCCCCGUCACCCGGCUGCAUUGAAGUGCAGGCAAAUAUGGACGAGAUCGUCCAUAUUGGCCAGCAUGCACAGCCGACGGGAGAUCAGCGAUGAACGAGCGCGGGCUCGUUCAUUAAUGAACGAGAUCGUUCAUAUCUUUCAGAAUAUCGGCAUGUGUGUAGGGCCUAUAACUCUCUCUGCACAUGUUACAUCUGCCCCACUUGCAGCGCACAUGGUUUUGCCCAUUAGAGUGCUUUUUUUGGUUUGCUAAGAAGCCUGAAUAACCCCCUUAGAACCCUUCUUCUUUACUUGGUCUUAUAAGCACGCACUUCUCACAUACUAGUAUUCUACGUACAGUAGUAUUUGGAUGAGAAAACAGAGCAGUAUUUUCACAAAUGUUCUUUACAUAGCCAAAGAGUGUGUGUGGUAAUGCGGUACAGUAACAGUAAUCCUGUAAGGCGGAUUGUGUAGUAUGUACAUGCACACAAUAUAUCGCUACAUCGUAUCGCAAGAUUGCUGGGUCAUUCAACUGUGUACCCGGCUUACAGAGAUACACUGGGAACUGCACACACAGUGAUGCCAAAUGUAGACAGUCCUCAAUGUCACGUAAUCUGUAACGCACGGAAUAGAUGAGACACGUUGGAUGAAGAGCCGUAUUUCCGUGCACACGAUUUAGGCGCACGUGCGGCCGUCUUGCGAUCCCCUCUGAAUCAGGCGCUGCGGCUGAGUUUUACCUUUGCAGUAAUAUCCCCACCCCAUGCCAUUCUGUAUCACUGUCCGUACAAUUCUGUAAAAGUGAUAAGUUAUUUCAUCGGAGGAAGGUGAAUGUGUCACACGUUAUUCUCAUUCUGGGCAACACAACAUCAGUAUUAGGUGCAGUAUUGCUAAAUUUAUGUAUUAAUAUUACUACAUUACUCCGCAGUAGGUGAUUUGCUAUAAUACCAGUGUCUAGAAAUCUAUUUUUGUAAGUUUGAUACGGAACAAAAUAAAUGUAAUUUACACAGUUGAA